Larimichthys crocea (large yellow croaker) is the source of this 2711-nucleotide messenger RNA. RefSeq names its product N-acetyltransferase ESCO2. Gene Ontology annotation, cellular component: chromatin; nucleus. Gene Ontology annotation, molecular function: protein-lysine-acetyltransferase activity. NCBI's taxonomy places the organism in Eukaryota, Metazoa, Chordata, Actinopteri, Sciaenidae. The record is from RefSeq and is a predicted model, not a curated record. Gene Ontology annotation, biological process: mitotic sister chromatid cohesion. Bases 178 to 2175 code for a protein of 665 amino acids. The transcript has 15 exons.
UCCUGUCUGGUUAUGCAUUUUUUUUUAGAGACUGGCGCGCGCUGUUCAAAACACAGAGAAGAAACGCGCGCGGGCAGACACGAGACCCGCCAGAGCUCCGCGAGCCACUCCAACAGUUCUUAUUAUUAUUUUAUGAAGGAGCGAGGACAGAGCCGAGCUCGGAGAGGUUUGUAAAAAAUGAUGCCGACUACCAGGAAGAGAAAGCUCCCCUCUCUGGACUCUGACAGUCCAGCCAAGAAGGGAGUGAGGGAGGAGACGUCCCCCGUGAAGAGGAGGUCCCCCCGGAAGAAGCCAGUCAGGUGUCUUAACAAGGAGAACCUUUCAUCGCCACAGAAAUCCCCAAGCAAACCAGCAGACUCUCCAACUAAAUCACCCCAGAAAUCUCCGUUCAAACCUUCUGUGGUUACAAGCUCCUUCUAUGGCAAGAAGAAGCCCAUCUAUCUCACUCCACUAGAGAGGAAGGCGAUAAAGGAGUCUCUGCCUCCUCCUCCUCCUGCGCCUGCUCUUCCUUCCCCUCCUUCACGGGAGAAAAAGAAGAAUAAGAAGAACGUUAAAGGAGGCAGCAAGCCGAGAAAGGUAGCUGCAGGAUCUAAGAAUGCAGGAAAGAUGGGUUUCCAAAGCUAUACGACAUCUUCGAGGGAGAUCAAGCUGCCCAAAGUUAACAGCAGUGUCUCUGCUAAGCCGGCACCCACUACAACCACGGCUCCUGCCGCCAGCAGCACUAAGCCAGCAGAGGCCAAGAAAGCGAUCACCAUGUCUUUCAGCAGCCUGAAGCCCAAACCGAAGAUCUUCGUAGGAGCUGCUUUCUUCGGCACAGGGAAGAAACCCACGUCCAUGUACAAGAAAGUUGCCCCUAAAUCCUCCAGCAGGCCAGCUUCAGGCCCAGUGAAAAGCAAAACUGUCCUCCCACCGACAAAGACUGAGACAUCAAAGCAGCUGCCUCCUGCUCCGGUGAUGAACCAGCAGCAGAAACGUCCAGCAGAGACCAACGUCCAGCCGGUGAAGACAGAAGAGACCCGUCCGAGCACCAAACAGAGAGUGAAGUUUGACCCGACAGACUGGAUGGAUUCUGUUAGCGAGCAGCCUGAAACUCAACAACCAUUGAGCAGCUCUCCUAAAAUGCUGACAGAGAAAUAUGGAAUUAGCAAGGAGCUGACGGUCGUGUUGACAAGGACCCCAACAACAAAAUCUACAUCCAAAACCUUGUCCCUCAGAACUCUGGAUGUUUCUCUGGCAGACGGCGGCUCUGAGCCUGUUUUUGAGCUGAGUGAUAUCAGUCCCACCAGUGCUGCCACCAGUUCCCCUAAAGGAUCCACAGCGGUGUAUCCCAUCUUUGGCUCUGCCUCAAAGAGGUUGAGGAACGCUCUGAAGUCACCGGUGUCCUGCAGCACCCCCUCUGGCCCGAUAACACCACUGCAGACUAAUUCUUCAGCUAAAGAGCGAAGUGUUCGCAGGAAGAAAGAGAAACAGGAUGACGACCAGCUCAUCAUCGACGCCGGCCAGAAGCAGUUUGGAGCGACGACCUGCAGCUCAUGUGGGAUGGUGUACAGCGCAGACAACCCAGAGGACAAUUUCCAACACAACCAGUUCCACCAGCGCUUCCUCGACUCCAUCAAAUUUGUGGGCUGGAAGAAGGAGCGGGUGGUGGCCGAGUUCUGGGAUGGAAAAAUUCUCCUGGUCAUGCCAGAUGAUCCCAAAUACGCCACGAAAAAGGCCGAGGAUGUGCGGCGUGUAGCGGACAACGAGUUGGGUUUCCAGCAGGUGACUCUGAGCAGACCCACGCAGGCCAAGACUUACCUCUUCAUCAACACAGAGCGCAUGGUGGUGGGAUGUCUCGUCGCUGAACCGAUACGUCAGGCUUACAGAGUCCUCGAGCAGCCGGAUCGCCACAAAGACAUGACGAAGGACGACUUCAUGGAGCGACACAGAGCAUGGUGCUGCUCCACCGUCCCAGAACAAGCUCUGUGCGGGGUCAGUCGGAUCUGGGUCUUCAGUCUGGCCAGACGACAGAGCAUCGCAACCCGCAUGCUGGACACCGUCAGGAGCACCUUCAUGUACGGCAGUCAUCUCACUAAGGAAGAAAUCGCCUUUUCUGACCCGACACCUGACGGCAAGCUGUUCGCCACCAAGUACUGCAACACGCCGACCUUCCUCGUUUACAACUUCAUUGCGUGAUGUUUGUAAAGAAUUUAACUUUAAAGACGCGUGACUGUUUUAACAGAGUAUCACAGAUUAACAGAUGUUCAGUCUUUCAUAUGCAACGCAAUAACUGUUCAGGUUUUGAUGUUAACGAGGCUUUAGUCUGUUAGUGUAUAAUACAUCCUGUGUUCAGGAUUAAUUAGGUCUAGAGUUUACACCUGUUCUCAUUCAGUAUUUAUACGUGGUACUGCUUAAUUUACUGUUGAAUGUUGUGUGUAUAUUGGCAGUGCGUUCUCUUCAGAUGUUUAUAUUCUGCUUAAUAAAGAGCUUGACUGAAAAUAUUCCACCUUUCUGAAUACACCCACACAGUUUGCUUUGAAUCGGAGGAUGUGUUGGGAUCAUUUUUGUCUUUUGCAGAGAAAAACUUUUCGAUUCGUUCAUGUUCAGAUUUUAUUUUUCAGACUGCGAGCUCAAAGUUUUUGAAGGAAAUAUGUUGAAAGGUGGAUGUCAUCAUUGUUUCGGUGCAUUCUACUUUGUAAAUACAUUUAAUAAAGACGUUUCCUUUGUUUUAU